GAACACACCAUUUUGGCGGUUCACUCAUUCACUUCUGAUUCUCUGAACUCUACUUCAGUUUUAGGGUAGAUUAGGUUCCACUUCUUCUUCUUCUUCAAUCUCUAAUCUCCAAUUUUGAAGAAGAUGGAGAAAAUGAGAGCGAGAAACUUGAACUCAGUUUUCUACGCUGAAUCCUAUCAUCCCAUUCAAGCUGGCAGCAUCGACGGCACCGACGUUCUUCCUCACGACAAUGCCAUUUAUCGCGCUCACCUCUGUUCCUCUAUCGGCCUCUAUGACCCUUUCGGUGAUCCUAAGAUUAUUGGAGACCCUUAUUGCACUCUUUUCGUGGGUCGUCUCUCUCGUCUCACCUCUGAAGAUACUCUCCGCAAGGUUAUGAGUAAGUAUGGUCGGGUGAAGAACUUACGCUUGGUCAGGGACAUUGUAACAGGAGCUUCUCGUGGUUAUGCUUUUGUUGAAUUCGAAACUGAAAGAGAGAUGCAACGUGCAUAUAUGGAUGCUCAUCAUUCCUAUAUCGACGAUUGUGAAAUCAUAGUUGAUUAUAACAGGCAGCAAUUGAUGCCAGGAUGGAUUCCUAGAAGAUUAGGUGGUGGCCUUAGCGGCAAGAAGGAAUCAGGACAACUUCGUUUUGGAGGAAGAGAGAAACCGUUUCGUGCACCCUUGAAGCCGAUCCCAUACGAGGAAUUGAAGAAGCUUGGCAUUCCACCACCACCUGAGGGUAGAUACAUGUCACGCUUUCAGGUCCCAUCCCCUCCUAGAAGAGAAAGGGACCUUUCGGACAGGGAAGAAGGCUCUCAUAGAAGGAGUUCCAAGGACAAGAACAGGACUGAAGAUGCCCUCAAAAGUUCGGCAGACACUGAGGAAGAGCAUUAUAGAAGGAGUUCGAGUCACCGAGACGAUGAAGAAAGGCAUUAUAGAAGGAGUUUGAGUUAUCGAGAAGAUGAGGAAGGACAUUAUAGAAGGAGUUCAAGUCACCAAGAAGAUCACUCACGCAAAAGGAGAUCUUCAGAGAGAAAAGAAGAGAAGGCUAGCCAUUACCAUCAUAGGGGGUCGUCUGAGAAAGAACAUCGGUACAGGAGUUCUGAAUCCGAGAAGCAUUCUCGUAAACGAAAAGAAAGAGCUGAACACUCUCAUAGAAGGGAAAAAUAUAGCCGGCGUUCACCGAAUGAAGACUAAGGCGGAUGAGGAUCCGUCGAUCAAGCCCUUUUGGAUUUGUAUGUAUAUAGUAUAUACUGUAUACAUGGAAGAUAUAGGAACUCUCAAUGGUUAGCACUUUGUAGUUACUGAUUUCUUAUUAAGAAGGGUCAUGUCCCAAUCCUUACUGAUAGAGCCAACUCAUUUUUCACCAAUGUAUGUUAAUUCAAGUGAUACAACAUUUUUAAGGUACCAUCCCCAAAAAGUGAUUAUGAUAAAGUCAUAGUUUGAGUAGAA
Arachis duranensis is the source of this 1428-nucleotide messenger RNA. Its product is annotated as U11/U12 small nuclear ribonucleoprotein 35 kDa protein. Gene Ontology annotation, cellular component: precatalytic spliceosome; U12-type spliceosomal complex. The record is from RefSeq and is a predicted model, not a curated record. Gene Ontology annotation, biological process: mRNA splicing, via spliceosome. The transcript is spliced from 8 exons. Bases 124 to 1173 code for a protein of 349 amino acids. Lineage: Eukaryota; Viridiplantae; Streptophyta; Magnoliopsida; Fabales; Fabaceae. Gene Ontology annotation, molecular function: mRNA binding; snRNA binding.